AUGCAUGAUGAAACGGGUGAAUUAACAAAAGAUUUGAAAUUAGAAGCUGGUAAUGAUGCGUCACACGUAAAAUGGUAUCGACUUGAUCGUGAUCAUAAUUUAUAUGCAUCACACGAGAAAAUGAUUCAAAUUGUUAUUGAAAAACAUGGAGCUUAUAAAUAUUGGCAUGAUCAUCCUAAUUCGACCAAAUCUACCCUGCGAUGUGGUGACAUUGCCAUUGAACUUUUCUUUUCUAUGAAAUAUUUUAAUACGUCUUGA
Adineta steineri is the source of this 258-nucleotide messenger RNA. The record is from the annotation of a GenBank genome assembly. Lineage: Eukaryota; Metazoa; Rotifera; Eurotatoria; Adinetida; Adinetidae.